Molecule: messenger RNA, 7801 nt
Organism: Chroicocephalus ridibundus (black-headed gull)
Lineage: Eukaryota; Metazoa; Chordata; Aves; Charadriiformes; Laridae
Gene: PLEKHH2
Product: pleckstrin homology, MyTH4 and FERM domain containing H2
Exons: 30
Coding region: 115-4722 (1535 amino acids)
Biological process (GO): negative regulation of actin filament depolymerization
Cellular component (GO): cytoplasm; cytoskeleton
Molecular function (GO): actin binding
Source: RefSeq, a predicted model, not a curated record
CCCCCCGCCGCCGAGCCGCGCAGGCCCCGCCCGGGCGCCCCGCCGGGGGCGGCCCCCGGCUCCUCAGUGGCCGCGCCGGCCGUCGCUCAGGCGGCCGCGCCGCUCGCCGCCGGGAUGGACGGUGGGGCGGGCGCCGAGGGGCGCGGGCAGCCGCGGCCCCGCAGCGCCUACAGCCCGGACGGCGCCCGGCGCGGCGAGCCACGGCCGGCCAGCAUAAAUAUGGCUGAACUUUCAGAGCCAGAAGGUACUGUAAAUUGGAAGGAAAGAUGUUUAACUCUGGAAUCACAGUUAAUGAAGUUCCGUCUCCAGGCAAGCAAGAUCAGAGAAUUGUUAGCAGAAAAGAUGCAGCAGCUUGAGAAACAAGUUAUAGAUGCUGAUCGUCAAGCAGAGAGAGCUUUUCAGCAGGUGCAGGUCAUGGAAGAAAAAUUAAAAGCAGCUAAUGUUCAAACAAGCGAAUCAGAAACCAGGCUGUAUAAGAGAUGUCAAGAUCUGGAGAUCCUGAUACAAGAUAAAAAUGACAUAAUACAAAAAUUGGAGCAACAACUUGAAGAACAGAAGCAACUAAGACUGCAAGAAGCAAAAAUCAUAGAAGAAAAAGCAGCUAAAAUAAAAGAAUGGGUGACAGUCAAGCUCCAUGAGUUAGAGGUGGAAAAUCAGAACCUUCGCUUGAUCAACCAAAAGCAAACCAAAGAGAUGAAAACAGUACAAUCUAAACUACAAGAAGCUACGGGCAAGAAAUCUGUUACGUCAACACAAAAACCUGGAGAGUGUCAGCGACUAAGCAGUUUGACUUUUGGAUGCUUUUCAAACAGAGCAAGAAGUCCUCAACCAUCUCCUAACCUUGAAGAAAUAAGCAAGUCUUCAUGUAAAGAGUCCGACUACACUGAAGGCAAAAACAUGAUAGAGAAGGAUAUCCUGGAAACUACCUUUGCUGGUCCUGCACACGAGACCAAUAAAGGUCAGAAGUCAUUGCCACAAAGUUCCUCUGGAUCAGAGCAGAACAAAAACGUGCGAACAAGCUGUUUGUCCAAAGAUAUAGACAGCGACAUGUCGAAGAACUCCUGCACUACUGGGAGCGACUGGAGCUCAGACGAGGACGGAGGAGACAAUAAAGGACUGAAAUCCAGGUGUGCAUCGACUCUUUCAAGCCACACAUCUGAAGAGAAUGCAAGGUACAGUAGAGUGGGAAGUGAAAUGUAUUUGACAGCAUCUGAUGACAGCAGUUCCUUCUUUGAAGAUGAGAGUUUUGGUGUGCAGAGGACUCAGCACAAGAAGUUCUACUCCUGGCAGCAAGGGUCCCAAAGAAAAGGCCAGAACAAUCCAGGUGGAAAGUGCAACUCUGACUUCACAAGUAAAAAGAAAGAUCAAGAUAGUUCUUCAGAUGAACUGAAUAAGAAAUUUCAAUCUCAGAGGCUAGAUUAUUCAUCCUCAUCCAGUGAGGCAAAUACCCCAAGUCCAAUUUUAACCCCUGCUCUGACACCCAAACACCCAAUUCUAGCAACUUCUGCAGGUUCUCAAUGCACAACGCCAUCGGAUUCUCCCUCAAAUUUGCCACCUCCAAAGUUACGGACUCCUAAUGUGUUUAGUAUAAAUUCAGCAUUAGCAAAGAAACACCUAAGCCAGCCCCAGCUGAGUUCUGACAAAAUGUUUGGUAGAAAUAGAAAUGCCAUAAGCAUGAUACGUCCCUGGAGACCUCAGGAAACAGACAUUGAUCUGGUAGAUGGAGAAGAUACUGAUAUUUUAGAGAAAAUGGAGAUUGGCUGUGAUGAAGGAGUGUUUACCUAUGACUGCACUGAAGCACAAAAUGCUGAAGGUCAGGAACCUUGUGAUACCACAAAAAAGGGUGCUAGCAACAAACCUCCAACCCCUCCGUUACAUCGGUUUCCUUCCUGGGAAAGCAGAAUUUAUGCUGUAGCCAAAUCUGGUUUAAGGAUGUCUGAAGCUUUCACCACGGAAUCUCUUAACAAAAGUGCUGCUUCAUUAACUUCAUACUCCAUAUCUGGAUUAUAUACAUCUCUGAUAUAUAAGAACAUGACCACUCCUGUCUACACCACUUUGAAAGGGAAAGCAACUCAAAUAAGCAACAGCCCAUUUAUAGAUGAGUCGUCAGGAUCUGAGGAAGAAGACAGCUCUCGGUCCAGCUCAAGGACUUCCGAGUCUGAUUCUCGAAGCAGAAGUGGUCCAGGUAGUCCUCGGGCUAUGAAACGAGGUGUGUCUCUGUCUUCUGUGACCUCAGAAAGUGACUAUGCUAUUCCUCCAGAUGCAUAUUCAGUAGAUACAGACUAUUCAGAGCCAGAGCAGAAACUUCCUAAGACUUCUUCCUCAUCUAGUGAUAAUGGAAAAAAUGAACCUUUGGAAAAAUCUGGAUAUCUUUUAAAAAUGGGUGGUAAAGUAAAGACCUGGAAACGACGGUGGUUUGUGCUUAAAGGAGGUGAAUUACUAUACUACAAAUCUCCAAGUGAUGUCAUUCGAAAACCUCAAGGUCAAAUAGAGCUAAAUGCAUCUAGCCACAUUGAACGGGGUGAUGGAAAACAAACAAUUCAGCUGACCACAGAAAAACGAACAUACUACCUGACUGCAGAUUCUCCCAACAUCUUAGAAGAAUGGAUCAAAGUACUACAGAAUGUUCUUAAAAUACAGGCUGCCAGCCCACUUUUCAUACAGCCCGAAAUCAAGCCAACCAUGAAAGGAUUGCUUACAAAGGUGAAACAUGGAUAUUCCAAAAGAGUUUGGUGUACCCUAGUUGGAAAAAUUCUGUAUUAUUUCCGUAAUCAAGAAGACAAGUUUCCUCUUGGUCAAAUCAAGCUUUUUGAGGCAAAGGUUGAAGAAGUUGAUAGAUCAUGUGAUUCUGAUGAAGAUUAUGAGGCUAGUGGUCGCAGUUUAUUAUCAACACAUUACACUAUUGUUAUCCACCCCAAAGAUCAAGGACCCACUUAUCUUCUUAUAGGAUCCAAACACGAGAAGGAUACGUGGCUUUAUCAUCUGACAGUUGCAGCUGGAAGUACCAGUGUAAAUGUUGGAUCUGAGUUUGAACAACUUAUUUGCAAAUUAUUAAACAUGGAAGGUGAUACCACUUCUCAGAUUUGGAGACAUCCUACUCUUUGCCACAGCAAAGAAGGAAUUGCUUCCCCUCUUACAACAUUGCCAUCGGAAGCCUUGCAAACUGAAGCAAUUAAAUUAUUUAAGACCUGCCAGUUGUUUAUAAAUGCUGCAGUUGACUCUCCUGCCAUUGAUUACCAUGUAUCUUUGGCCCAAAGUGCUUUGCAGAUCUGCCUCACACAUCCUGAACUUCAAAAUGAGAUCUGUUGUCAGCUUAUUAAACAGACUAGACGUCGACAUCCACAAAAUCAGGCAGGACCAAUACAGGGCUUGCAGCUCUUGGCUCUCUGCGUCGGACUCUUUCUGCCCCAGCACCCAUUCCUUUGGCUUCUUAAACUUCAUUUAAAGAAGAACGCAGAUUCCAGGACUGAAUUUGGGAAAUACGCAAUAUAUUGUCAGCGAUGUGUAGAGCGUACCCAGCAGAACGGAGACCGAGAAGCCAGACCUUCCAGAAUGGAAAUCCUUUCCACUCUUCUAAGAAACCCCUACCACCAUUCAUUGCCCUUUAGUAUUCCAGUUCAUUUCAUGAACGGCAUAUACCAGGUUGUUGGGUUUGAUGCCUCUACCACAGUGGAGGAAUUUCUGAACACCCUAAACCAGGAUACAGGGAUGAGGAAACCAGCUCAGUCAGGAUUUGCACUGUUUUCUGAUGAUCCCUCUGGCAAGGAUAUAGAGCACUGUCUUCAAGGAAACAUCAAGAUCUGUGACAUUAUUUCAAAAUGGGAGCAAGCCUCCAAAGAACAGCACCCUGGGAAAUGUGAAGGCACAAGGACUGUCCGCCUUACUUACAAAAAUAGGCUUUAUUUUUCAGUUCAAGUCCAUGGGGAGACAGAGAGAGAGAAGCUGCUGCUAGUAUAUCAGACAAAUGAUCAAAUAGUCAAUGGACUUUUCCCUGUAAACAAAGAACUAGCGAUGGAAUUGACAGCCCUUUUAGCUCAGGUAGAGAUUGGAGAUUUUGAACGGCCUUUCUCAACUCCAGCAGGGCAAGUCACUUCCCAGUCCAAGUCCAAUCAAACAUUAAAACAAGUUUUGGAGAGAUUCUACCCUAAGAGAUACAGGCAUGGUUGUUCAGAGGAACAGUUAAGACAGCUUUGUCAGCGAUUGUCUACAAGAUGGAUGGCUCUCCGGGGGCACAGUGCUGCAGACUGCGUGCGCAUUUAUCUCACUGUAGCCAGAAAAUGGUCUUUCUUCGGUGCUAAAUUGUUUGCAGCAAAACCUCUAGCAGCAUCCUCAGUUGAAAAGUCCUUCAUAUGGUUUGCUGUACAUGAAGACGGCAUAAGCAUCCUAGAUUACAGCUCUAUGCGAUUAACAGUUACAUACACAUAUAAGAGUCUGAUGACUUUCGGAGGCUAUCAAGAUGAUUUUAUGUUGGUUGUUAAUAAUGCUCAGACGAAGGACAAAUCAACAGAAAAACACCUUUUUGCCAUGACAAAACCAAAGAUUCUUGAGAUCACCCUACUGAUUGCCAGCUAUAUUAACAACUUUCAUCAGCUGAAAGGAGCUGCUCAUCACCUCUCUGCUCCAGCAUUACUGACACCUCAGAGUGGACAGAAACUCAAGGAAAUGGGGAGUCAGCCACUUCUUGCAAACAACAGACCAACGAAAUGUCCCACUUUGUUAUGAAAGGAUUAUGUAUCGUGAUAAGGCAUCUUUGUUACAGGGUUUCUACACUGACUGAAAGCUUUUUGAUGUACAAGACAGAGAGCAUAAGCGGGUCUGUAAACAAGAGAAAGGCGGACAGGUUUACAUUCAUUUCAGUGGUUUAUAACAGGAGGAGCCCUUUAAUUAAAGCCCUGGCCUGAACUGGAAUGAUGACGAGCCAAUUUAAGGAUUGUGCUUUACUGUGGGUGGCUUGUGCCUACAGCUCAAAAAUAAAUGUGUCUGUUGAUAAUGAUGCGGAAAGGUGGCCUUGGGAACAGCUGUAUAGAUUUUAGUAGUUUUCCAGAUAUUUUCUCAGGGACCAAACUGUCUUCAACUCUUCAUGUCUAUUUUUCAAAAUUAUACUAAAGUUGUAUAACGUUCAUUUUGAAAAGGAAUUUUUGUUUCAAAAAAAAAAAAAAGUCAAACAGAAUAUUUUCCACUUCCAGCGUGCCUUCUUAUUUGCAAUACAAGCACCAUGGGACUAAAAGGAACAAAUUGUUGAUUUGUAUAAUUGUUUCUUCUUUAAAAAAAAAAAGGCACAUAAUGUAACUAUUAUAAAUUUAAAGAGUAUUCUCAUGAUACACUCUAGCCUUUGUUAUACAGCUAUUUUACUUGGCAAAUCUUCAGCCUUGGUCUGGUAAAUUUCUAAAUAAUCCCUCUCUGCCCCAGCCUUUUGGAAAAAUCUAAAUUGGACAGGCACUGUAUUUAGUAUAGUUUUGUUAAAGAAGACCCCAUACUUAAUUUCUUCUUUAAUCCAUAGUAAUAAUAUAAUACAGAUGCAAGACAGACUCACAAUUGAAAACACAAGAAUAACACAGAAAGACAUUGCUUGAACUGUUGUGUCUAAACUUGGAGACAUAUGCGACAUAAAAUCCAUGUAUAAUGUGUAUAAUGUAUAUACAAUGAUUCAGAAUAAUAUUUUGUAAAAGUUGUACUUCGUGUUUUUCAUUUGUAUCUAUACAUUUCAUAUCAUAAUGCUAAUAUAAUGUUCUUGCACACUGAAGACAUAAUGCUGCCUCAGUGCUACAUACGGUCAAAUAUAUAGAAAUUACACCCGUUUUUUCUUCCAAUCCUCAUAUUUUCACUUCUGUGCAAUGAAACCAUCUCUGCAGGCUCUGAAAUGGAUCAGCAGCAUACUCUAAUAGAUAAUUUAGGUCCAACCAUAGAGAAGGUAGUCAAAGAUAAAUCACUGAUUUAUAUUCAUUUCAUAAUUUCUACUUGGCUCAUGCAAAUGAUUAAUGGAUCGUUAAUCCUUUGCUGCUAGCCCUCAUCAUUUUGGAUUUUUUUAAUUACUUAAAACUGAAGUAAUUUCACAAUGAUGAAUUUUAAUAUUUGAAGGUUGAAAAUCAUCUUCUUCGUUUUAUGACAUUUGAACAUUUCAGAUAUAUACAUACUCAUACUGAGAGAAAAGGAAUUUUCAGCUGUUUGCCCUCUAUGAAAGGUAAGGAGUUUCCUCCUGAAGAAUUAAAAUAGGUUGGAAGGGAGAUACAGGUUCUGAGAAGAACAUGCUCUUAAAAAGUGGAAAGACAAAUUGGCAAGCUGAGUUGAUAAAUAAGUUUCUUCUCAAAGCUCUCAAAGCCCUGCCACAGCUACUUAAGUCUGCAGGACUCAAGCACUAUUUUAUGAAUGGCACUACGGGCCAAUGCUUUGUCUUGAAAAUGACAAGCAAAUAACAAGCAUACUGUAUCUAGAUGCUUUCACAUUUGCAAUGCGGGAAGAGCUUUGUGGUACCUUUUACCCUUUGGUGCUGGUUGUGGCACUAGAUCCUUCUCUUUCAACGAGGGAGGGCCAGCAGCAGGAGUUUUACCUCCUAGUGGGCGCCAUCAUCAAGGAAAGCAUAGUGGAAGCUACAUAAGACCUUGGCACCAACUGCAGCAUCUUUUUAUGCAGCGCCCCACAUGAAGUGAUGCUGAUACCAUGGUGAAAUUGAGUUAGGAAUUAACAUCCCUUUGCAACCAGCAGAACAGUUAACUUUCAGAGAUUUAAGGGGGGCAGGGUGUUUGCCAAUUCAAACAUGCUACUGCAUCGGUUAUAUUCAGGUCAUAGUCUAAACCUUCUCAAAUAUGAUGAUCAGAAACUUCGGUUUACAAAUACAAAAAUCUUCACGUCAUCAUGAAAUUAUGGUAACUGUCAACCUAAAAUACUCCAGCUAGUAAUUCUUUCCUAGUUGUCCAGUUGAAAGUGAAUGUGGCAUAUCAGGUUCUAUUAGAAGGCAAAAAAAGUGGAGCAUUUUGCUAGUGAGCUUGUUCACGUAGUUUAUAAAUCCUUUGUUAAAUUUGGAGACAACAUGAUGCACAAUACGAACAGCUAAUGUGCAGAUUUUGAGUCUUUUAAACAGUUUUCAUUAACACAGCUGUUUUAUAAAGCAGUAUAUAAUCUACGAAGUAUAGUAUGAUGUUCCUGCCUGCCUUUGGGUAGAUAACUCUAGACAUUGCUUUGCUUUUUAGUGUUAAGCUCUUGCUGUUGCAGUGUAUCUCUACAUCAUAUUGCCAGAAGCAAUCCACGCCUUAGCUUCCCUUUUUUUGGCAGCACUUUCCAGACUUACUACCACUAACUGCUCAUUAUAGGUCACCAUUAUCCCAUACAGUCACAUUAUGAGAAAUGCUGUGUUAAUUUUUAUGAAAUAAAUGCGCUCAGAAUCACAGUUACCAUGACAACACUACACUAAACAAUGAAGUUUCUUCCAGGAUUUUGAUCAGCACGAGUAAGGGUUCUGUAGUACGAUAGUAACCUCCUCAAGCAGACGCUUCCCUUCAAGUUAACAGAGUGAGCAAGUCUCUUACUUGCACAAGCACGCUUCAACAGCUCAGCUUGCAAACACAGCUAUGCAAGUCUCGGGGUGACUAUGUUAACAUAGCUCCACACAACAUGAGCAACACAACCAAAGCUGAAAAUUUCACAGUCCAGGUAGAUAAUUGUUCUGCCUUCUCCAUUCAGCCUGAGCCUUAUGAGUGAUCCACAUCUCAGUCUUAAUCUUGAGUCACCCACCAAAACAAUUCAUAGCGUGCUACCUAAUCCGUUACUAAAGCCCCGGUAGGAAUUAGACCUUUCUCACCUUCUA